Messenger RNA from Lotus japonicus, 3570 nucleotides. Its product is annotated as protein QUIRKY. The record is from RefSeq and is a predicted model, not a curated record. Lineage: Eukaryota; Viridiplantae; Streptophyta; Magnoliopsida; Fabales; Fabaceae. The coding region runs from base 146 to 3211 and encodes 1021 amino acids. The transcript has a single exon.
UAUAAUUAAAAAUAAAAAACAAAACCCGCACCACAAAACGAUACGAACCUUGGUUUCUCUCUGUCCAACGCAAACGCAAACGCAAAUCAAUCACACUGACUCACCGCUAUCAACGCACGCUGCAAUUCCACGCAGACAUGACAAUAUGACCACCAAAACGACGCCGUUUCACCACCAGCCACCGCAAACCGUCAGGAGGCUGGUGGUGGAGGUGGUGGACGCGCGGAACCUGCUUCCCAAAGAUGGCCAGGGAAGCUCCAGCCCUUAUGUAGUGGCGGACUUCGACGGCCAGAGGAAGCGAACCACCACCCGGUUCAAGGAGCUCAACCCGGUAUGGAACGAACCGCUCGAGUUCAUCGUCUCCGACCCGGAGACCAUGGAGUUUGAGGAGCUGGAGGUUGAGGUCUAUAACGAUAAGAAGUUUGGGAACGGUAGCGGCCGGAAGAAUCACUUCCUCGGAAGGGUCAAGCUCUAUGGAACCCAGUUUUCUCAGAGAGGGGAAGAAGCUCUGGUUUACUAUACUCUAGAGAAGAGGAGCGUGUUCAGUUGGAUCAGAGGUGAGAUUGGACUCAAGAUUUAUUACUACGAUGAGCUGUUGCUUCAUGAUGAUGAGAAACAGCAGCAGCAGCAACCGCCGCCGGAGCAAGAGAGGAGCAGGAUGGUGGUAGAAGAAGGAAGGGUGUUUGAAGUUCCUGGACAAAUGGAGCAUUGCGUGCCUCUUCCUGAAGGUCCACCUCAUUCGCCGGGUGUUGUGGUGGUGGAGCAAUCGCCGCCGCCGGUGGUUCAUGUCCAGCAGGAUCAACCGGAGGUGCAGGAAAUGUAUGGUCCUCCGGUGCAGGAAAUGCCGUACCAUCAUCAUCCUGAGGUGAGGAAAAUGCAGGCGGUUAGAGGGGAGAGGGUGAGGGUUCUGAAGAGGCCUAACGGUGGUGGUGACUACUCGCCGAAGAACAUCUCCGUCAAGAAGGAGAAGGCUGGUGUUGAUACCGAGAGGGUGCAUCCCUUCGAUCUGGUGGAACCGAUGCAGUAUCUGUUUGUGAGAAUCGUGAAGGCUCGCGGUGUUGCUCCGCCCGGUGAAAGCCCCUACGUCAAGGUGAGAACGUCCAGCCACUACGUCAGAUCGAAACCAGCGAGUCUCCGGCCAAACGAGCCCAGCGACUCGCCGGAGUGGAACCAGGUGUUUGCAUUGGGUUACAACAAGAACGACGCCAACAGCGCUACGCUGGAGAUCUCAGUUUGGGAUUCCCCGACGGAGAGUUUCCUCGGCGGCGUUUGCUUCGAUCUCUCCGACGUCCCGGUGCGAGAUCCUCCAGACAGCCCCCUGGCUCCGCAGUGGUACCGUCUAGAAGGAGGCGCCGCCGAUCAAAACCCUGGCAGAGUCUCCGGUGACAUCCAGCUCUCCGUCUGGAUCGGUACCCAAUCCGACGACGCAUUCCCGGAAGCGUGGAGCUCCGACGCGCCGUAUGUAGCGCACACUCGCUCCAAGGUUUACCAAUCGCCGAAGCUCUGGUAUCUCCGGGUGACGGUUAUCGAAGCGCAGGAUCUAAACAUGGCUCAGAAUCUCCCUCCAUUGACAGCACCGGAAGUUAGAGUGAAAAUCCAAUUAGGGUUCCAAUCGCAGAGAACAAGGCGAGGCUCCAUGAACCACCACAGCAUGUCGUUUCACUGGAACGAGGAGCUUCUCUUCGUCGCCGGAGAACCGCUAGAAGAAACGGUUAUCCUCCUUGUAGAAGAUCGAACCACCAAGGAACCUUCGCUGUUAGGCCACGCCGUGAUUCCUUUAGUCUCAAUCGAGCAACGGAUCGACGAGCGUCACGUGCCGGCGAAAUGGUUCACUCUAGAAGGAGGUUCCUACUGCGGCAGAGUCCACCUCCGCCUCUGCUUAGAAGGAGGCUAUCACGUGCUCGACGAGGCGGCGCACGUGUGCAGCGACUUCCGUCCCACGGCGAAGCAGUUAUGGAAACCACCCGUCGGAAUUCUGGAGCUCGGAAUCCUCGGCGCUCGCGGCCUUCUUCCGAUGAAAUCCAAGGGCCCUGGAAAAGGGUCCACCGAUGCUUACUGUGUUGCCAAGUACGGGAAGAAGUGGGUCCGAACGCGCACCGUCACCGACAGCUUCGACCCACGGUGGAACGAGCAGUACACGUGGCAGGUUUACGACCCCUGCACCGUCCUCACCGUCGGGGUUUUUGAUAACUGGCGCAUGUUCGCUGAAGUCUCAGAGGAAAAACCAGAUAGCCGCAUCGGAAAGGUACGAAUUCGUGUUUCCACGCUUGAGAGCAACAAAAUCUACACCAGUUCGUAUCCUCUUCUGGUUCUGACACGAACCGGGUUGAAGAAGAUGGGGGAGAUUGAGCUAGCGGUGCGGUUUGCGUGCCCGUCGUUGCUGCCGGAAACUUCUGCGGUUUACGGGCAGCCGCUGCUGCCCAGAAUGCACUACCUCCGCCCGCUUGGGGUGGCGCAGCAGGAGGCUCUUCGCGGCGCAGCCACGAAGAUGGUGGCGCAAUGGCUGGCGAGGUCGGAGCCGGCGUUGGGGCAUGAGGUGGUUCGGUACAUGCUGGAUGCGGAUUCACACGCUUGGAGUAUGAGGAAGAGCAAGGCGAAUUGGUUCAGAAUUGUGGCGGUUUUGGCCUGGGCUGUUGGGUUGGCGAAGUGGUUGGAUGACAUAAGGAGGUGGAGGAAUCCGGUGACGACGGUGCUGCUUCAUGUUCUCUACUUAGUGCUAGUUUGGUACCCGGAUUUGAUUGUUCCCACAGGGUUUCUAUACAUUGUUCUGAUUGGGAUAUGGUACUACCGGUUCCGGCCGAAGAUUCCGGCGGGGAUGGAUACACGGUUGUCGCAGGCGGAGGCGGUUGACCCGGAUGAGCUUGAUGAGGAGUUUGACACAAUGCCGAGUUCCAAGCCGCCCGAGCUGAUUCGCGUCCGGUACGAUAGGUUGAGGAUGUUGGCCGCCAGGGUUCAGACGGUGUUGGGUGAUUUCGCGACGCAGGGGGAGAGGGUUCAGGCAUUGGUGAGCUGGAGGGACCCGAGGGCUACUAAAUUGUUCAUUGGGGUGUGUCUAUUGAUUACCAUUGUGCUCUACUCGGUGCCGCCGAAGACGGUGGCGGUGGCAUUGGGGUUUUACUACCUCCGGCACCCCAUGUUCCGGAACCCAAUGCCGCCGCGGAGUUUGAACUUUUUCCGGCGACUGCCUAGCUUGUCUGAUCGGUUAAUGUAGAUUAGUCAAAUUCAACAAAGUUUACAUUUUAUUUUUGUUACAGUUUUUUUAAGUGACAAUUCUUUUAGAGAUGAAAACGAAAAAUUAAAGUGAUGAUGAAUACACGAGGGUGUGGAAACUGGAAAGUAACUAGCAGCUGGUUAGUGAUGUUUGCAAAUGCUGUUCUCAAUAGCCUUGUAAGGAGAAAAAAAGGGAGUGAAAAGUGGCUAAUUGUCAUCAUUUUUUUGGUUGUGGUCAAAUUAAUUGACUGUUUGUCUUGUUGGAGACUUGAAAUAAGAGAAAGGUAGAAGAAGGUGGGGAAUGAGGAUGGGAUGCAAGAGACAGACAUUGUGGGAGAAAUUUUGGGUACCUUUGGGAUC